GUAAGGUUUUGAAGCACAUGUGAGUUUAAAAUUUAUUCAACUUAUUCUUGCGCAAUCUGAAGCUGACAUUAACAAUUGCGCAAUUUUUCAAAACUAGCUAGAUUUUUAGUUUGUGCAAUUCAUAAUUGGAUAAACGAGAGAACGAAUACAAAAGGCAAGACAAAAGGAGAUUUGUUGGGAGAACUUUCACGUUGAUUUAACCUGAAACUAGGUAGUUCCUGUUUAAUUCUGCAGUUUUAAUUAAAAAGUUGACAAGAGAUAAAAGUAAUUUUGGAGUAAAAAUGAAUUUCGGAGAUAAAAUAAUGAAAUUUUAUUUUGAUAUGUUAAAUCGUCGACCAAAUAUCGCUUUAAAAAUGGUGAACGUGAUAAACGAAGCCUUACAAAAUGAACCUGAAGAGAAGGCAGCAUUUCAAGCUUUAUUAUCAGAAAAUAAUUCUGAAACAAACAACAAAGAUUACAAGGAAAUUGGCAGAGAAGAAGUUGAAUGUGAUCCUGAAAUUAUUAUCACAAAUCGAUUGAAACGUACAAUGAAAACGUUGAAAACAAAUUUAUAUGACUCGGAAUUUAGGAAAAACGGCGUUAAAUCCAAUUUUCGUGAAAGAAUAGAAAAUGUAAGCCGUGAACCUUAUCCUAUAACAUCGACAUCAUCUGUCAACAAAAGUCUAAAACCUGAUGUAUCAUCAACAAGCUCCAAUAAGCCUUCAUCUUCAUCAUCGUCACUUCCAUCACCAGCUAAAAAAGUAAAAAUCGAAAAUCCAUCUGAAGAUUUAUUGGGAGUUUGUAAUUCAGUUAACAGCACAAGUGCAGAAAGUUUUGACAAUAUUUCCAGUCUAAGUAGCUCAACAGAUUCACCAUCUCCUGAAAAAGUUGCGAUGAAUUGGCACAUUCGACGUUUGAUAGAGAAACGCGCUGAAAUGCCAUCAAAACGUAGCGUCACGGAGAAAGACUUGGAAUAUCAUCCAACUAAGUGUCGUGACUUUCCUGGAACUAACAAUCGAACACCAAAAGAAGAACUUGUAAGGCAAAAAAAUUCUUUAGCGGCAAGGGUUGCACGAACAAAAAAUAAAAAGUUCAAUCAACAGAUAGACGAUGAAGCCGUUGAAAUAGCUAGAACAAAUCUCGAAUUAAAACGAAAUCUCGCUGCUAAGAAGGCUCGAGCAAAUGCCAUGCUACGUCAACAAGGAAAACCGGAAGUCGACUUUGAUGAAUUAUUUAAAAAAUAUUUAGAAAACCAAAGACAACAGCGUGGCAAGGAAAUGGAACAAAGCAAGGGUCAAUAA
Molecule: messenger RNA, 1280 nt
Organism: Clunio marinus
Lineage: Eukaryota; Metazoa; Arthropoda; Insecta; Diptera; Chironomidae
Source: the annotation of a GenBank genome assembly